AUGGAUGAAAUCCGUAGCAGGCAGCCACUUUUCGUUGAUGCUAGCUUCGAAACAAUAGCUGCAGUGAAUGAGCAUGCUGCUCUACCGCACUACAGAAGUGAUCCAGAGACGGGCAAAAUGCUGAUAACAAAUUCCAGUGUGUUCCUACUCGAUUCCGGUGGACAUUAUCGUGAUGGCACAACAGAUGUAACACGGACAGUUGCUUUCCCGGGCAAUGCAGAUAAGGAAUUCAGCAGAAUGUUUACACUGUUUUCAGGAAUUCGUCUGGACUCUCUGUCGCGACAAUCGUUGUGGGCUGAUGGUUUGGAUUUUGAGCACGGUGUUGGUCAUGGCGUCGGACAUUUUUUGAAUGUCCAUGAAGGACCAGGCAAGGAAUUAUUGCUGGAAAUCGGGGACUGA
Gongylonema pulchrum is the source of this 399-nucleotide messenger RNA. The record is from the annotation of a GenBank genome assembly. NCBI's taxonomy places the organism in Eukaryota, Metazoa, Nematoda, Chromadorea, Rhabditida, Gongylonematidae.